AUGGACUACAUAAACCGGAAGUUCAGCUUCUGGAGCAGUCGUGGCAUUUCUGGUCCUAAGCCAUCCCUGCUCUCCUUAGGCAACGUCCUUCAGAUUGCCGGCAAUCCGCCACCGAGCAUUGAGCUUGAGCUGCUGCGCAAGUAUGGCCCUGUUUACGGCAAUUAUCAAGGCCUUUUGCCGACGCUAACAGUCAUUGACGCAAACAUCAUCAAGCAGAUUCUAGUGAAAGAUUUUCCGAGCUGGGUCAACAGAAGGAAACUGAAUGGCUAUCAUGAGAUGAACAAUAACCACCAGUUUAAUGCAGAGGGAAACCAGUGGAAGCGACUUAGAACUAUUACUGUGCUGUCGUUCUUGGCAAUGCCUCGUUGGUUUAAUGAUCUCAUCGGUGUGAAGCUUCCCAUCGAUCCAAAGUCAUUUGAAUUUUUCGUCGACCUGACGACGGAGGUUUUGAAACAGCGAAAGUCUGGAGGCUCUGCAGGAAGAAAGGGAGACCUCGUUCAGCUAUUGAUUGAAUCGUAUGCUUAUGAUGCAGAGAUUGCCGAUGAUGGAAACUACGAUCAACUAACGGCCAGCGGCGGAUUUGAAGAAACCACCGAAGCAAAGUCUAACGGAGCACCUGCCAAUGGUGUGAAUCGUCCCAAGACAAAAUUGUCCGAUCGGGACAUCAUCGCACAAUGUGUCCUGUUCCUCAUUGCCGGCUUCGAGACCACUCAGGCUACCAUCUCAAAUAUGUUUUAUGAACUUGCAAUCAAUCCCGAAGUGCAGGAACGUCUUCGCACGGAAAUAGCCGAAGCAGUGGACGGUCUGCCCGUCGGUGGUGACGCCUACAAUGAGGCGGUGAUGACCGGUAUCCCCUACCUGGAGGCGGUCAUCAAGGAAACGCUGAGAAAGUAUCCGCCUGUUGUUCGACUUGAGCGUCGACUGGUGGAUGAGAAGUACGCGCUAAAGCUGCCCAACAGAGAUGAGCCGCUGACGCUGAAGAAGGACCAGCUGAUUGAGAUCAGCACCGUGGCUGUCCACUACAACCCUGAAUACUACUCGGAUCCGGAGGCCUUCAACCCGGAGCGGUUCAUGCCCGAGAACAAGCACCUUCUGGUGCCGUACACCUAUUUGCCCUUCGGAGAUGGGCCAAGGAAUUGUGUUGGCAUGCGAUUCGCCUACCAGGAGAUCAAGUUGUGUCUGUCAAAGGUACUGACGCACAUUAGAAUUUCCAGGGCCCCAACGACUCCGGAGAAACCUCAGUUUGCGGCCUACAAGCCAAUCCUCUUUGUGAAGCCCUUCCAGGUGAAGGUAGAGAAACUGUAG
Molecule: messenger RNA, 1305 nt
Organism: Rhagoletis zephyria (snowberry fruit fly)
Lineage: Eukaryota; Metazoa; Arthropoda; Insecta; Diptera; Tephritidae
Source: RefSeq, a predicted model, not a curated record